Messenger RNA from Aspergillus saccharolyticus JOP 1030-1, 3084 nucleotides. RefSeq names its product dynamin-like GTPase SEY1 (gene sey1). Gene Ontology annotation, biological process: endoplasmic reticulum membrane fusion. Lineage: Eukaryota; Fungi; Ascomycota; Eurotiomycetes; Eurotiales; Aspergillaceae. Gene Ontology annotation, cellular component: endoplasmic reticulum. Bases 388 to 2961 code for a protein of 857 amino acids. Gene Ontology annotation, molecular function: GTP binding; GTPase activity. The transcript has 4 exons. The record is from RefSeq and is a predicted model, not a curated record.
CUUCCAGCCACUCUCUUCCCAACAACAUAUGAACCAAAACUCCCUCUCUGAUCAUCGGGGCGCUUUCUUUUACUCUCUUGCCUUGUGAUCAUUUUCUCUCUAUCCCAUGGUGAUCGCCUUCUGAUCUCAUUUCAUUGUCGGUCACUCCUUGCCUUCUGCUCUCAACCUGUCUCGUCUCAUCUUGUACUACUACUACUACUUCCUCCUCUCGCCACGGUCUCCGCAUCUGACGUUCCCUAUUCCCACUUGCGCUUCCGGGGGCCCUCCACUACGACUCGCUUCAUCUCAACACAGAGCCAGCUAAAUAUUCAUUUAAGUUUGAAACUUAACCAGGUUACGCUCUAGGACUGUCAACGGGCGUGCCGCGCAGACGCCACCAGUUCCCUCAUGGCAACCAACGGCCAUUUUGCCUCGAUCGGCAACGGCAGCAGCGACAAGACUGCUUACGAGCAUGGCGUGCAAGUCAUUGACGGGGACAAAGAGUUCAAUCCGAAUCUCUCCAAAUACCUGAGUCUCGAAGAUGUCACCCACGCCGGGUUCAAUUAUCAUCUCAUCUCCGUGUUCGGAUCCCAAUCGACCGGAAAGUCCACGCUACUGAAUCACCUAUUUGGGACCCAUUUCUCAGUUAUGUCCGAGCUGGAGCGCCGUCAGACGACCAAGGGCAUAUGGCUGUCGAAGAACAAGAACGGCGGGGACUCGUCGAUGGCGGAUAAUAUUCUGGUUAUGGAUGUCGAAGGCACAGAUGGUCGCGAAAGAGGCGAAGAUCAGGAUUUUGAGCGCAAAAGCGCUCUCUUUGCGCUCGCGACCAGUGAGGUUCUGAUUGUCAAUAUCUGGGAACACCAGGUCGGACUUUACCAGGGUGCAAACAUGGGACUACUGAAGACUGUCUUUGAAGUCAAUCUUCAGCUUUUUCUGAAGGAUCGGAACACUACACACCGGUCUCUUUUGUUCUUCGUGAUUCGUGAUUUUGUUGGCAAUACGCCCUUGAAGAACCUGCAGAACACCCUCAUGGAAGACAUGUCCCGACUAUGGGACUCGAUCUCGAAGCCCGCUGGCUUGGAGCAGUCGUCGGUGCACGAUUAUUUUGAUUUCCAAUUUUAUGGCCUUCCUCACAAGAGUUAUCAGCCCGAACAGUUUGUUGCUGAGACCAAGAAACUCAGCUUGCGUUUCCGUGAAGACCACAAAGACUCCGCCCUCGAUCCUCGCAAGGGUGAGUUCUCUGACGGUGGAGUCUUCCUACCCGAGUACCACCGCAGAAUUCCCGCCGAUGGAUUUUCCAAGUACGCAGAGGGCAUUUGGGAUCAGAUUGUGAACAAUAAGGAUUUGGACCUUCCAACCCAGCAGGAGCUGCUGGCCCAAUUCCGCUGCGAUGAAAUUCUGCGGGAGGUUAUGACUGCGUUUGAUGAAGCCAUUGUCCCGUUUGAGGACAAGCAAUCACAGGCGGCUCGUCUUGGUGAGCCGGAAAUUCUUGGUGGUUUGGGGGCCGCCAUGCGCUCCUCUCGCAGCAAGGCGUUCAGCAGUUUCGAGACCGAGGCCAGUCGCUACCACAAGGGUGUCUAUCUGCGUAAGCAGGCCGAGUUGGAAGAGAAAAUUGACACCCGCCUUAAGGCCCUCUUUCAGGGACAGCUUGACGCUAUGCACAAGGCUGGUAUCAAUGAGUUCAGCGAGGCUGUCUCUAAUACUGUCAAGACUGGUCAGAAGAAGGGUACUAGUUACGACUUCGCGGAGAUCGUCAAUGAGGAGGUGACCAAAGCAAUUCAGAAGUUCGAGGAGGUCGCGCGCGCCACCGUAGUUGAGGAGACGUCUUGGAGCGAUUACCAGCAACAGUUGUCGCUGUAUGAGAAAGAAUUGGCCGAUGUGAGCGCACGAUUGCGACGGGAGGAGAUGAGACGGCUGGCCACCCGGGUUGAGCGAUGGGUUCAGUCCCGUCUAGGAGAGUCGGUCGGGCUGGAGUUCAAUGCGCUUGGUUCUGGGCGCGCUGGAGGCGGUGCACCAGAAGAAGGCGACAAGCCUGCAGAGAAGAAGUUCUGGGACCGUGUCUGGAAUGUUUUUGUUGAGACGGUUCUUGAUGCUGAGCGCAGAUUCACCGAUCGCGCCAGUAGCUUUGACGCCAGCUUGGAAGAGGUUGACGUUGGUCUGUGGCGGUUGCGCCGGAAGUCCUGGGGCGUGCUGCGUGCCAAGAUUGAAGAAGAGAUGUUGGAGGGAAACUUGUUGCUGAAGCUGCGUGAGAACUUCGAGGACAAAUUCCGCUACGACGAGGCUGGCGUCCCCCGAAUCUGGCGCCCGACGGAUGAUAUUGAAGGCAUCUAUACACGGGCGCGCGAGUCGACUCUGACGCUUAUCCCGCUACUGUCACGAUUCCGCCUCGAGGAGACCUCCGCUCCACCUCCGCUGGAUCGCUGGAUCGGACACACUCCAAGCUCUUCGACCCCGGCGGACGAGGAGGACUUGCCACCAAUUGGAGGAGUGGACGAGGAGGAAGGCAAGAGCUUAGAGGAAGAGAUGACGAUGCUCAGCGAGGCUAAGCGUCAAGAAUUGACGGUGCGGUUUAAGAAGGCGGCGGACGGAGUAUAUGUGGAGGCAAAGCGCAGUGCCAUCGGAGGCAUGACGCAGGUCCCGCUGUACUUCUAUGGUAUUCUCCUUGCGCUGGGCUGGAACGAGAUUGUCGCUGUGCUUCGCAAUCCCGCCUACUUCUUCCUGCUGUUCGUGUGCGCAGUGGGCGCAUAUGUCACCUACCAGCUUAACCUCUGGGGCCCUAUCAUGAAAAUGACGGAGGCCGCCUCUAACCAAGCCAUGGUGGAGGGUAAGAGACGCCUGCGCGAGUUUCUAGAGUCGUCUGAUACAGGCCGCCAAGCAAUUGCGAUGUCGACGCCAGGCGGCACUGGACGCGGUGAGCAGCACGAGAUGUCACGUCUUAACAAGCAAGGAAAGAAUGUGACGGAAGCUGAGGAUGAUCUGUGAAGCUGGAAGGGAGUCUUGCAUUCUUGUAUUCCACUAUUGUGUAUUGUCAUUGUCUGAAUAGAAAUCAUCUCUACGGCUCUGGGGAGCUGUUUAUGUACUGUACACCGCUCGGUUCAUACUUGG